Molecule: messenger RNA, 2811 nt
Organism: Phycomyces blakesleeanus NRRL 1555(-)
Lineage: Eukaryota; Fungi; Mucoromycota; Mucoromycetes; Mucorales; Phycomycetaceae
Exons: 6
Coding region: 1-2811 (936 amino acids)
Molecular function (GO): protein binding
Source: RefSeq, a predicted model, not a curated record
AUGGCAUCACGGCUACCAUUCGAGAUGCUUUUUCAAAUCGCUGAUCUUUUAGAGACAAAAGACAAGCUCUCUUGUGCUCUCACUUGUAAGAACUGGAGAUAUCCAUUUCAAAAAAGCAUUUGGAGAAACGUUCGGGUCGAAACCCUGUUACAGUUCAAAGCUAUUUGCAAUAUCAUCGAGAACCCAAAACGUAUUCCUACACCACUCGGCCAAUCAGUACUCACUCUACAAAUAAGCCCAAAUGUCUCCAUACCACGUAUACACCAAGACGUAUUUUUUAAAUUCUUACCAAACUUGAAGCACCUUGAUCUUGGACGGACCCGUUGCGAGGACAUCCACAAAGAGAUGGCAAAGUGUAAUGGUACAUGGAAGUCGCUCGAAAGUUUGACAAUCCAGAUCACCUAUAAUGAAAUAGCAAAAUCGACGGGAAAAUUCAUUGAACUAUUGACAAAUUGUCACAAGCUCCAGAAAUUAAGAAUAUUUAAACAGGGCAUCUAUCAACCAGUUGUGUUUAAUGCAAAGGACUUUGACAAUCUCCACCAGAAAUUGCAGCAGUUGACGUCCUUCGAUGCUUGUAUAUCUCUCAGUAAUGACUCGGAAACAGAACAGCAUAUAAGAUUAGGCACUGUACCCGUACUUGCUUUGACUACCCUUGAGCUAAGGAUGUGUGAGUGGAAUGUUUUGUGGGCGUACCAUUUUGCCCACAAGUACCCAAACUUGCGCUUCAUCAGAUGGAAUACUAUAAAUGCGCAGUACUAUAGAAUAUCUCCAAAUCGCACGCAACGAAGCCCACAUAUUUUGGAUUUCAAUACAGGUGUACUCCAACAUUUGGAAACGUUCGAGUUCACCACUAGUGACGUCUUAGAAACGGAACAUCAUGCUUUCUGGGGAUUUCUUUGCUCAUUAAGAAUUCCUAUCAAAAACUUAAAGUACGAGACGAAAUCCGACAAGGUCAAUAGACUAUUCUUUAAAACGAUCAUUAAGCAGUUUAUGGAGUUUUUUUAUGAGACACUCGAGACUCUUUCAGUCAAAGGAGAUAUAUUCUACAGGAGUAUGCUUAAUUCAAGACUGGAAAUACCCUCUUACUGCCCAUUGUUGGUGGAUUUUGAAAUUAACUCAUGUAAUGUGGCUAUUGAGUUGAGAAGCCUUCUUGACAAUUGUGUUGCCCUGAAACGACUGAGGUUUUCCAAUGGAGCAUUUGUACUUUAUUCAGAGCCCAUGAUAAUCCGACAUACAGACCUGAAAAACCAUCAGCAUGGAUUACAGACUUUGGAAUUAAACCAGGUUUCUGCAAGCUUCGAUAUGGUUAACUAUAUUUCUUCCAGGUGCAAGAGCCUCAAAUAUAUGAGCUUGGAAAGUACAUGUAUAUCUGGAUUUAUUUCUGGAAAAGACAUGUCCAUGUUUCUCGACAUGUCUCACAUCUCCUUCAAGAUACUACACCUAGCAAAUGUCAGAUUUACAGCAUUCAAUGUGGACAAGAACGAAAAUACCAAUGUCAACUUAUUGGUCUUGUCUCAAUUGGACAACUCUCUCUCAUCAUAUAAGAAAAAUGAAAAUACGGAUUCAAAAUAUACUCUAGUAGAACGUCGCUUUCAGCAUUUAGCUUGGUUUCACAUCUUUACUGAUCAUGACGACGACAUGAGCUAUAAAAAGGGUCUCAAUAAAAUUCCAGAGCAAGAAGCUAAUACCAUUUCAGAAUACUUUCGAUAUACUGACCCCAAGAGACGUACCGAAAAGUUUAAAGCUGAUAUAUUAUCGAAUAAAUAUGAUGUCAUAGAAGAAUUUAAAAGUGAUCUUUGUAAAGGUUAUAUCGAAUUGAGAUGCAAACACAUAGAGAAGAUAGUCUUACAAACACAAAGAGCGGACAUCAUUGACCAGAUUCAGCGCAGAUUCGACUCUCUUUUCCACAACCAAACUGCACCUCCUCCCAUCCACAGACCACAUGCUGUGCGAAACCAGCACAUCAGCAACUUGGGCGCAGUGCAAGGAUUCUCGUAUAGGCGUAAUACUAAUCUUGAACACCUCCUAGCCGAAAGGUUACUCUCUCAGCUUCUUCUAGAAACCGAAUAUGUUGACGGGAACGUUAACAAGUCUGAAGUAUAUACCUCAACACUGUACACGCAGUUUACAGAAGUGGGAACCGAGAUUAACGCACAGUGGCGAGAAGCAGGUGAAGGGUCCAAUAACUAUUUCUAUCUCUGCCUGAAGGAGCUCAGACAGGAACAGUACAUACACCCACUUUGGGAUGGCAACAGACUGAUUCAUUCUCCAGGAAACAUGAAAAUGCGCUCAAGAAGUAUAUUUGGACUCACAAUGACGGAUAACAUGGAAGCUAUCAAACGAAAUCCUCAUAGCAGCCCUGGAAACCGAGUUCUACGACAAGGCGCUCUACUUUCUCGAUUGCUUUUUAACCCAGCUCUCGAUCCAUUACUCCGUACAAUUCUGGCCAAUAUUGCUAUUCCCAGGUUUGCCCUUUCCUAUAGCUUUCCAUCUCAGUCUCUCUUCCUGGGUCAGAGCAAUCACACUGAGCUACUCGCUUUAAAGAUCAAGGUAUCACCUCUUGGAACGACAAAAAAAAUACAAUCCGUCAUAUACCUGGAGUUCUCCCUCACUAACCCCAAGAAACAGCUGUCCAUGGCCUUUGUCGACAUUCUCAUUAAGAUUCGCACCCAUGUACAGCUCCUUUCACAGCGCAAUUUUUCAGUACUAGGACGAGGAUUGAUUGUAAAUCCAUUACUUCUGCGUUGUGUCUGGCAUUUUAUUCGUGUUAUAGCACCAACAGCGGUUUGUCUAGCUAAAUGCUUUAACUGA